UGAUAGGAGCAGGAGCGUGGCAGUGUUGGCGCAGACACCAUAACGCUCGGUUGCUAGUCGGGGUUAAGCGUCGGUUAUGACCCAUAUACCCCUUUGCCUCACACCGCAGGCAAAAGAGAGGUUAGACAAGCAGAGAGAAACACUGCAAUAGGUAACACCAGAGGCUCAGAAGGCGUGCUGCCUGACUAACACCUCCAACAGACAAAGCAAAACAGUGAGAGCUGCCUCGCCUGGUGCGGUGCGGCCAUGGGAGGGUUCCUGGUUACGCAGCUGAUAGUAGUGCUGGCGUUGCUACCGGGACUAUUACUCACCAAAAAGAUCGGUAAGUCAUGUCCCUGCCAAAGGUCCACCAUCGCCCACCCCAUGGCUGACGACACCUACUAUACUGACAUGAAAGCAGUCAUUUUCUGCUGUAAAGAUACCCUGUUGGGCUAUCAAGACCCUGGAGCUUCCAUUCAAUGGUCAUUUAACGGUGAAGCCUACUCCAAAGGAUGGUCCAGCUCAUUCAAGGCUGACCACUGCAGCGAGAGUAUCAUGACCACCUCCACAAAAAUCAGUGAUAACGGCAUCUACAGCUGCACCAUCACCGCCUCCAACGGCACUUCCGAAACCUUCACAAUGUCUCUGUCUGUGGAACGCAACAUUCAGCAUCGCAAGCCGCCGGAAUCGAUCAAGGGCUCGCCGAGCACCGUGGCUCAGUUACAAGACAGAAUCGCCCUCACCUGCGAAAGUUACGUGGGAACAAACGAUACACUCAAACACGGCGUAAGCAUAACAUGGUAUAAAUAUUUCCCGAACAAUACUAUUUAUGGCUUCGCCGAUGAUCUUCCUAACGUGACAGUGACACGAAGCAUCGACUCAAGCAAAACAUCGUGGGGCACGCUGAAAGAAGAAUUGGUUAUCUCGUCAGUUCAUGAAAUACAUUUCGGCCGUUACGAGUGUAGAGUAACAAACAACUAUGGAGGAAUGUCCUGCAACAUCUCCUUAACAGAAGGAAUCCCAGAGGUGCAGGUUAGGAUACUGCAGUAUAAGACAACGGUGGCGGUGGUGGCAGGUCUACUGGUAGUGGUGCUAGUACUGCUGUUAGGCUGGUGCCGCUGUGGGCUUCUAAUCUCCCUGUACUGCCGCCGAAAAACAUCUUCCUCAGAGGACAACCAGUACGAUGUGUUCCUGGUUCACGGAGAGUCUACCUCCCGCUGGGUGUGGUCCUUCCUGCUGCCGGCACUGGAGGACUCCUUUGGCUACAAAUGCUUCCUGCCCCAAAGGGACAUGUGCGGCGGCGACAUGGUAGCAGAAUCCAUACUCGAGGCUAUGGAGAAGUGCCGUCGGGUAGUGGUGGUGAUGACACCGUGCCUGCUUGACAGUCCCUGGGCAACUUGGGCCACCUACAGUGGCAUCCAGACAGCCCUCACAUCCAGGGCACGCAUUCUUGCCCUUGUCCACAAGGAACAGAGCUUGAAGAGUAACUCUCUGCAUCCAAACCCUUUUCUGAGUGUUCUGAAGGUGGUUAAGAAGAUUAAGUUGCCAGAAGAGUUUGCGAGGGACUUUAGUGAACAGUGUCCACUGCAACCUUCUGAUAUACCCAUGCAAGAGAGGAACAACCAAAAGACAGAACUAAAAUUGAUAAUUCCUGAAAUAGAUGUCCGCAAUAGCUCAUCCAACUCUCUUUCAAAAAGUCAGAGGUUUUCAAAUAUGAUCAGUGGAAGCAAUGCCGCCUCAAGGGAAGACUUGGAAUGCACAAAGAACAAACCAACAGAAGUUGGCCAUACUGUUGUGUUCAUGUUUGAGGAUCAGGGACCACAGGAUCCUGGCUCUCCAAACUCAGUGACACCCUUCAUCUUAUCUCCUCAUCCCAAGCCUCACAGAUGUUCUGACAGCUCGGUGUGGCAGUCUGUUAGCUGGUGUUUCCAGAUGAUCUGCAUCGGGGAUCCAGAAGAGCAGUUUUGGCAGAAGCUGCGCCUCCAUUUUGGUCCCCCCUUGCAUCAGCAGGCCCAAGUGCACUGACAAGUGACGCGCCCAGCACAACAUGGGUGCUUUUCACUUCGUGAACUAUGCCUGUGACGGAGGUGAGGUUAGCAGUUGGGAGAUUACAUGAUGCAAAUGCAAACAGAUGCUUCUUUUAAAGGUAACUACCCACUUGCAAGAAUAUACCUUUGAGGUAAUUACAUGAUUCACUUCUAAAAUAAAAUCUAAAAAUAUUUUAUUAUUACAAUUAGUGAGCAAAUGAUGAAGUUGGGACGAUGGACUUAAACAUAACUAAAUAAUGAGUGUGUUUUUGUCUUUGAUUCACUUUCAUGAAAUUUUGCUUUAUUGAAAGAUGCAAAACACAAAAACAAGUAAGAAUUGUUACAUAAGUGACUGAAUCCUAAGAAUAGAUUUUGUGAUACACGUCUAGAACAUCCAUAUUUGUGUAAUGAAGGAAUUAGAACCUGACUUUAUUGGUGUGUGGGAUUUAAAUCAAUUGAUUAUAUUUUUUUCAUUAAGGGAUAUGGUAUAAAUUAUAAGGAGAGAAUUUGCUAUUUCUCCAAUUUACAAGUGGAACAGCAUUUUUUCACAGCCCUAGAUGUUCUUCAAUAUGUCUGGAAGCUAAAUGUUCCACGAGGGCUUGAGGGACGACUUGUUCUUAUAAUUAGCUAGUGACAUAUUAUUGCCUCAAGUCAGGGGCAUUGAUUUGAAGUGUCAAUGAUCAGAAAAGGUUUGAUUUUUCUUUUUUUUAACAAAUGAAAAUAUGCAUGAAGUAAUCAUAUUGUUUUUUUUCUUUUAUGUAGGAGGGGCACCAGCCAAGGGCAACAAAUAUUGCAAAAAAAUAAAUAAAUAAAUAAAUAAAUAAAUAAAUAAAAAAUAAAAAAAAACACUGAGGUGCCGAUCCCUGAAAAGAGUCAAAAGCGUCAGUCAGAAAUAAAGGAUAAAUGUCUUGAAACCUCCCUUUUGAAGGAGUUCAAGACAUACAAAGGUGGAAGUAAAGAAACAGGCAAAGAGUUCCAGAGUUUGCCUAUGUUAGGAUACGUUAGAUUAGGUUACUACGUUCACUUAAAUUUAUUACUUUCUAAGUACGGGUGAUAAGGAGUGCUCUCAUUACGAAUAAACACGUUGUUUUAAUUAUGAGAUUAUACUGGGUAUCAAUUUAAAAUGAUGAAUGAUCUGCUUCAUGUGUUUUCUGAAACUUAUUUUAGGGACUUUAAAAAGGGUUAACACAAUGGAUAUGUUCAGCAUAAUGGUAUUCACAUUACAUUAAAUGACGAAGUACCUGAGUGGAAGUCACCAGAGAGACUUCUACUUGCCAUAUACAUGGUGCACUUUCAUGGUGUGCUGUCACAAAAAUGAUGAUCCAUUGAACUAGACUUUACUAUAAGCCAUGUAGACGUAAAAGUAAGGGUGGGAUUGUGAUAGUAAUGGUUUUCAUGUCCUUGACGUUUUCUUGAAAUCCUCAACAUGGAGAUUUUAUUCAGAACAUUGUGGUCCAUUACAUAUGCACAGACACACACAUAUACGCACACACACACAUACAAGUGUGUAGUAUUUCAACCAUAAAUACAGUUUAACUAGUUGAAAAUAAUUCAAUGAUUUUUGCAUCAAUUACAUUGAACUUUACUUUGUUCUGAUUUUUGUGACUCACUUUUUUUCUUUUAACUGUAUAUAUAGAGAUAUCAGCUAGGGUACCGCCAUGGUACAGUGGUAGUGCGGCCAGUUGGGUUACAAUGGAUUCUCAGGCACAUGGGUUCAAAUCAUAGCCACGGUCUGAGGUUAAGGGUAUCCACUCAGAGUAACGGUUCCCAAAUGCCAAAAUAAAAGUUCUCCAUUGCGAGGCAUCAUCCUAAUUUGGAUAUGUUGGGGAAUCUGGACGUGAAAAAAAAGAGAAAAAAAAAAAAAAGGGAAUAUUACAUAAAAUAUAUAUUUUUAUAUAUAAAAUGAUUAUUUUGUUACAGUUUUUGAAUUUAUGAACCACUCUCACCGCUUAUUAUGAGAUUCCACAACAGUACAAACCUUCAUUAUAUCCAACACUGCCAGUUGUAUCAAGUACUUUCAAAUAAAUACAAGAUUACCAUUUACAUGUAACAUUCAACAUUGUCAAUUACAAUUUAAGGACAUUCAGCACUGCUGAUUACAUUCAACACUGCUACUAACAUACAACUUCAUCAGGCCUAAAACUACCAUUACAUUCAUCAAUGAGCAUUAUGCACAGCUUUAUUACAUCUAUCACUGCCAGACACAUUCAAUACUGCCAAUGAAAACUUGCUCACGUCCAACACUUCCAGCUAUGUUCAAUACUAACAUUAUAUGCUACUCAGUUUUGUGCAAAACUGCCAAGCUUUAGAAUGAAUGAAACCAUUUCUACAGGUUACAGUGUUUUGAAGAGCGAUGAUUGAAAAUAGAAAAGAGGAAUAGUUUUAUAUUGAUUCAUUGGAUUUUUUGCACAUUAUGAAAUGAUAAGGUAAAUCCAGACUUAUGAAUAGGUGGAAAAGUGUGUGUUAUAUUUUUCUAAAAAGUGAAUGAUGAGUGGAGAGAUUGCUAAUGAUUAUCUUACCUGCCAACAAUGAGUACCAUGAUUUUAGCUUUUAUGAGUAGGUGUGUGGUGGAUGUUUCCUUCCUUAUAAAAUAAUGGAAUUGUAUUGUGUACAUGUAUACUGAUUACUGAUGUAUACUGAUGUAUAAUGAUUACUUUUUAAAAUAAAAUUAUGAUCUUCA
Messenger RNA from Scylla paramamosain (green mud crab), 4686 nucleotides. Its product is annotated as interleukin-1 receptor accessory protein-like 1-A. The coding region runs from base 247 to 2004 and encodes 585 amino acids. NCBI's taxonomy places the organism in Eukaryota, Metazoa, Arthropoda, Malacostraca, Decapoda, Portunidae. Gene Ontology annotation, biological process: signal transduction. The record is from RefSeq and is a predicted model, not a curated record. The transcript has 11 exons.